AUGACCUACUUACAUCGUGAUUUCCCACAUAUCAAGACAACCAACACUUCCUUUCUCCAGCGUUCCUACUUUGCACCUUUCGUCUUCACCAUCGACCUGGCUGUUUACCAGAACGAGCCCUUUUCUGACAAGGCAGUUCAUCAGGGUGCACGAGGAAACAGCGACACCUCGUACUGGGAACCGCGCAUCGCUCGCAGCCUGGAAGAAUUGUGUCGGUCCGCGCCUGGCUACCAGAGGGUCACUUCCAUUCGACAGGAGUCUUUCGAAGCUGCCCAGCUGAGUCAACCACAACUCGGGCGGCGGCCCAAAUUUCCCGAGGAUUUGAGUCGACUGGUGAAGUUUAAAGUGAAACUACUCUCCACAGGCCACGGAAACAGCCUGCAGGAUACGAAGGAACUCAUUCAGAACCGUCUGGAGGAGGGCUAUCUAUCAGGCGUUGGCUCUAUAGAACCCAGUUUCAGUUCUAUAGAACUGUCGCAGUACCAUAUGCCAGGUAAGUUAUUAGACAGUUGCUAA
This is a messenger RNA of Dibothriocephalus latus, 516 nucleotides long. Lineage: Eukaryota; Metazoa; Platyhelminthes; Cestoda; Diphyllobothriidea; Diphyllobothriidae. The record is from the annotation of a GenBank genome assembly.